This is a messenger RNA of Caretta caretta (loggerhead turtle), 2550 nucleotides long. It is a transcript of the gene DCAF11, whose product is annotated as DDB1 and CUL4 associated factor 11. The record is from RefSeq and is a predicted model, not a curated record. Gene Ontology annotation, biological process: proteasome-mediated ubiquitin-dependent protein catabolic process. NCBI's taxonomy places the organism in Eukaryota, Metazoa, Chordata, Testudines, Cheloniidae. Gene Ontology annotation, cellular component: Cul4-RING E3 ubiquitin ligase complex. Gene Ontology annotation, molecular function: protein binding.
GCCCUCUACCCCCCUUGGUGUUGAGACGAGGAGCCAAUCAGAGGGCGCCGGGCUUGCCCUUCCUCUCUCUUCUUCCGUUAGAGGCGGCUGCAGCUCCAAAGAUGUAAACAAGGCCUCGCGCUGCGACCGUUGGCGGGGAGCUUCUUGUUCCUGACUGGCUGUGCGGGGAAUGGGAGAGGAGCCAACACAGCAAACCCCUGGGCCUAGUUCUAGACAAUGCUAUAGGCAUGGGCUCUCGUAGCAGCAGCGCCAGCUCUGGGGGCCAGGACCCCCAGGACGGCAGGCCCCAGAGGGGCUCCAGGCUCCUGGGGAGGGAGGAGGAGGAGGAGAACGACGAUUUGGAUCUGGCCCAGGUACUGGCAAAUCUACUGCGCAGAGGUCAGAUUCGGUUGGUGCCAGGCGGAGGCGCAGCCAGUGUCCAGGUGGUCCAGACACUGUCCGAUUCAGACGAUGACAACGACAACGCCUGGGAGGGGCGGUUGGGAGACAGUUACAACCCCCCAGUGGACUCUGCGCCUGACACCCGGGACGUGGAAAGUAAUGAGAUCAAAACCCAGAUCCAGCUGGCAAAUGGGAUGCUGGGCUCCAGGCGAGCCAACCGCAGCAUCCCCCACCUCCUCCGCCAGAGAGAGUGGGGCUUGUGCCACAACAGCAGCUUUUCCCCGGGCGAGUGCUCCCGUGUGAUGUCCCAUUUCCUGCCCAACCAGCUGGCAUUCACCGACUCCUACUCCCAGAAGGUCUUCUGCGGUGUCUACUCCAGGGAUGGACAGCUCUUCAUGUCCGCCAGUCAAGACCAGAUGAUCCGCCUGUAUGACUGCCGCCACAGAUGCUUCCGGAAGUUCAAGAGCAUCCAGGCACGGGAUGUGGGCUGGAGCAUCCUGGACGUCACCUUCACCCCCGACGGAAGCCACUUCCUCUACUCCAGCUGGUCCGACUACAUUCACAUCUGUAACAUCUAUGGCGAUGGAGAUGUCCACACAGCACUGGAUCUGAGGCCGAACGAGCGCCGGUUCGCCGUCUUCUCCCUCACGGUCUCCUCCGAUGGGCGGGAGGUGAUUGGCGGGGCUAACGACGGGUGCAUCUACAUAUUCGACCGGGAGCAGAAUAAACGGACACUCAAGAUCGAGUCCCAUGAGGACGACGUGAACGCCGUGGCUUUCGCCGACGGCAGCUCCCACAUCCUCUUCUCGGGGGGCGACGAUGCCAUCUGCAAGGCGUGGGACCGGCGCACCAUGCGGGAGGACGACCCCAAGCCGGUGGGGAUGCUGGCUGGCCACCAGGACGGGAUCACCUUCAUCGACAGCAAGGGAGAUGCCCGCUAUUUGAUUUCCAACUCCAAGGACCAGACCAUCAAGCUGUGGGACAUCCGGAGGUUCUCGGGGCCUGAGGGGCUGGAGGCAUCACGCCAGGCUGUCACCCAGCAGAACUGGGAUUACCGCUGGCAGCAGGUGCCCAAGAAAGUCUGGCGCAAAACCAAGCUGCCGGGCGACAGCUCCCUGAUGACGUACCGGGGCCAUGGGGUGCUGCACACGCUGAUCCGCUGCCGCUUCUCGCCCCCGCACCGCACCGGCCAGCAGUACAUCUACAGCGGCUGCUCCACCGGCAAGGUGGUGGUGUAUGACCUCCUCAGUGGGCAGAUCGUCAAGAAACUGACCAAUCACAAGGCCUGCGUGCGUGAUGUCAGCUGGCACCCCUAUGAGGAGAAGAUUGUCAGCAGCUCGUGGGACGGCUGUCUACGCCUAUGGGAAUACCGCCAGGCUGAAUACUAUGAAGAUGAUCUCAGGGACCCCAAAAACCUCCCUCCAGCUGGGGAGCCUCCCGCAAGCUCCCUUGGCUUCUUGGAUAACUAGCCCUCAGUGCUUGGACUUGUGGAGACUGCAUUUGGGUUGCUCUGGGCCCUGCUUUGUGUCAUGAACACCCCAAAAAUCCUCUGCUCUGGCAGGGGGAGGCUUUCUCUGGCUCAGUACCCCAGGGGCCAGUUGGGGGGAGGAACUCAAACGGAAGAGUCAGUGUUUCCCCCACAGUCACUGGGGUUCAGGGACUUGGGACUCCCCCAGGGGACGUUUGCUGUGUAUUAUGGACUGAUGUGUAAUUUACCAGGUGGGGAAUGGGGCACGGGGCCUGUCCCCUCUAGGGGGCGCCGGCUCCCAUCGGGCCCCAAGGCAGGGACUGGCUGGCUGGGGGGGGGGGUAGAGAAUGGGGUACAGGCCGGAUGGGGCCUGCACCCUCUAGAGGGGCUUUGGGGGACCUCCAGCAGGAAUCUCUCUACCCCCCCCUAAAUUUGGGGGGGUGGCGGCCUCCAGCCAAGCUCCAUCUUCUUGAUGUGCUCUCCUAGCCCCCCAGGUCCCCCUCGGCCCGCUCAGAGAGGGGGUGUGGGCCGGAUGUGGGGUCCCCUGUUUGGCCUCCCCUGGGGUGAUCUUGGGGGGCCUUUCCCCACCCUGCCGGGACGGGGGGGUGAGCGGGGGGGCGGGCGCAGGGGGGGGCGGCCCGGGGGGGGCUGUGGGUUCUGUCUGUGCCACCUGCUGUCUGUCAAUAAACCUCUCGACAUUC